Vigna angularis (adzuki bean) is the source of this 852-nucleotide messenger RNA. RefSeq names its product probable calcium-binding protein CML41. The coding region runs from base 181 to 738 and encodes 185 amino acids. Gene Ontology annotation, molecular function: calcium ion binding. The transcript has a single exon. The record is from RefSeq and is a predicted model, not a curated record. Lineage: Eukaryota; Viridiplantae; Streptophyta; Magnoliopsida; Fabales; Fabaceae.
UGUUCAUUCCUUCGUACACUUCAAACUUCAAACUUCUUUUCCAAUUUCACACCAGUUGCAUCACCCAACUUGGGAGCCAAUGCUCUUCGUAUAUAAUCAAUCAAACACCUCACAAACUCAACAAAACAAAACCCUUUGUAAUCCUAAUUCCAAUAGCAAGAAUCAAGAAGCUCAACAAUCAUGGCAUCUCCCAAAGGGCUAUUAUUCUUCUACAAAAACUUGUUCAAGAUGAUAACCUUUCCAUGUCUGACUACUCCCAGGCCCAAACCAUUACCGGCACCUGCACCUCUUAUUGGGCCUUCCGGCCCAAAAGACGAUAAAGGGCUGAAAGACGUUUUCGAUCACUUGGACGUUGACAAAGAUGGGAAGAUCUCCAGCAAUGAACUAACGGAUUACUUUACGUCGGUUGGCGAGUCCGUGAGUCAUAAAGUGGCGGAGAGAGUGAUAAACGAGUUUGACUCGGACGGUGACGAGUUGCUGGAUUUCGGUGACUUUGAAAAACUGAUGAAGCAAGAUGAGAGUAAGGAGGUGGAGGAUGUUCUACGAAGCGCGUUCGAGAUGUUCGAGGUUGAGAAAGGGUGUGGCUGCAUAACGCCAAAGGGGUUGCAACAAAUGUUGCGGCAACUGGGAGAUGUCAAGUCGCAUGAUGAGUGCGUGGCCAUGAUUCGACCCUUCGAUCUUGACGGCAAUGGCUUCCUUGAUUUUCACGAAUUUCAGCAGAUGAUGUCCCCAACUUGAUUCUCUUAGGAUUGUUUUUACUCUCUCUCUCUUCAAACAAUGUGUAAAAUGAAAGUGAAUGCUUUCUUGACGGAAGAUAAAGAAAGAAACGCCGUUUCCUGUGUCGUUGUGCUA